CACGUACGACUGCAGUUGCGCGUGUUACCCUUUUAUAUACUGGUAAGUUCUCAUAUAGUCCUUUUCCAAUGAGGCAUGCAUUCUUAGGCAUAUUCUUAUGAUUUUAGAGUUUCCACGUGAUAUCCACAGACCAAUGUGAUAGAAUAUAUGUAAGGAAGCAUAAAGUGAAGAAUUAUGCCAUUCACUUUUUUAGAUAACUCAAAUACUUCGGGGAAUUAUGUCUCACUGUCUGUGGCUUUUAAUAAAUAUUAUGUUUAUUCAAACUAGAUAGGGGAUGCUAAAUUCUUCGAGAAAUCAUUAAGGAAGUGCAGGAUAUUUGGUGAGUGUAUGGUUGAACUAGUUAAAGAUCAGAGUUAGGGUCAAGCCGAGAAACUGUUGGGGUUAAGUUGUGGGAAUAUUAGGAUUGUUUGAGGCUGGAUUGGGGUACAUUAAGGAGAGAUGUGAGUCACAGUUAGGUAAGAAAGGCGUGGACUCUGGGUUAAAGUUAAUCAGUGAUAUAUUCUGGUUAGGAUUGAAUAAAAGUCUUAAAUUAGCCCUCUGAUGUCGACUGUUACUUUAAAGGUCUCUGGUGCGUUCGUCCCUUCAACUCUGCCAUGAUAUAACAAUAUUUCUCUAUCCAAUAUCGAAGAUACUUGCAAUCUGAAUGUAGUGGAUCACUUAUGGAAUGAUGCAAAGCAAUGAACCUUGAGUCAUCGCGCCUAAGUCAACUCUUCUUGUUGCUAUAGACGUUCGCUCUGCUCGCAGGGUUGUUUUCCCCAUUUGUGGUUUAGUGUGGGCUGUUGGUCAGUGUGUUUGCUUUCCUAUUUUUCAGGUGAAGCUCCAGUUGUCACAAUUUUUCCGAUGAGCGGAUCUAAGCGCGGAAGGAAAUCUGUCAUGGGUCUUGACCUAACAAAUAUCAUUGAUUCCCCACCAGGAAGUGCCGACUCGAGUGGAACUCGCAGAAGAUCCUUGAGAUUACGCCGCAAAUCUACAUGUGCACUGUCCCAUGACGAACAAACACUACCAUCUAGAAGAUAUCGUCGAAAGUCUGUGAUAGACCCGCAAACUCAGGUAAGUGCGUCUGCUACGUUGAAUAAGUUACUUGUUUAUUUAUUUAUUUAUUUUCAUUCCUUCACGUUCCCAGUGGAAUAUAGGGCUUCAAGCUAGAGACUUGAAUUUUCUGUAGCAAUGUUUAUUUUUACAGCAUGGGGUUGUUAGCAGAAUGACAAGGGUUUGAUACUAAACAUAUGUUCAACGUUAAAUUACUUUCGAUGUGCAGGAAUGAAAAUGAGUCAGCACAUCAAUAAAAGACGACAGCACGUGGGAAUAUUUAGGACUUCGCAUAUUGGAUAUUGGAUGGGGUUUCUAUCCUCUCGCUCAACCGAUUUCUCUUAAGCAGCUUCAUUUCUGGUUCACCGAGGUUUAGGAGUGCGUUGGCCGGCGGUUGAAACCGUGUGGACAUCCGAGGUCGAGGGGAAUUCUACCGCUGCACCGUGAACUCAGUAUGUUCAUAUAAUCACUGUUAAAUAAUCUUUGUUCCACAUACUUUUUCAAUAUAGAUUUUCCAAAUUGAAACGUCAUUAAGACAAGGUUUAUAUAUAACGUAUUCACCGUAUUGGAUAUCGAUACCAUAUCACUUUAUUGGUCUUGUUUUGCAUUCGAAUGUAGUCUGCGUUAGCAUUGUUGACAGUUGGCUGAUGUAGUUGUUAGCUAUAUCAGACUAUUACGAAUAUUCGUCAUAUCUUCUGUAUGCGAAUUGUUCAGUGCUUCUGUUUAAAGAUUUCAAAACUGGUAGUCUGUUUAAAUGAUAAAUCAAAAUAGUGAAAGUAACACAGGACAGGACAUAUAAAAACUUGGACCGUGGUGUUGCCAUUUUAACGCAUGCUUUGUACUUGAUUGCAUAGAUGAAUCACAUAUAUGAGUUCUCAUACAUUCAAAUAUCCUACUUCAAGAUAGUUAUUCCAUUCGUUAACCGUUUCUAGCUUUCGCGAAAUUCUUCACUUCUGUCCACUUUAAGUACCCAGUCGCCUUGUGUGAAAACCCAAGCAUUUUGAUUUAGUUGUCAUUUAUAUAAACAUCCCCUUUCUCUCCGUCUCUCCUUGUUCAUAAAACAUACAAAUCUACAGUGCAAAUUUAAGCUGGUUUUCCGUUAAUCUUUCUGACGGGUCGAGCACAUACCCAUUUGAAUUACAUUGUCAUGCUUUAAGAUAUGCUCGGCAUGUACGUCUUGUAGCUUGAAUUUUGUUGAUGCAUCAUAUUGUAUUUCAAAAGCCACUAUUUUCUUCAUAAUUUCUUGGUCCUCAAAUUAAUAGAACGAACAAACUGAAUAGCUAUUACCUAGGUACAUGAGACUAUGCUUUACAUUGCUAGUAUCUUCAACCAUGAGUAAUAUAUGGUACUAAUCCACACUUUAAUUAAUAUUCCUUUUUUGUAGACGGAUGCAGUUUAUGACGCAU
Molecule: messenger RNA, 2435 nt
Organism: Trichobilharzia szidati
Lineage: Eukaryota; Metazoa; Platyhelminthes; Trematoda; Strigeidida; Schistosomatidae
Source: the annotation of a GenBank genome assembly